Lepisosteus oculatus (spotted gar) is the source of this 2459-nucleotide messenger RNA. RefSeq names its product cytochrome b5 reductase 2 (gene cyb5r2). The record is from RefSeq and is a predicted model, not a curated record. Gene Ontology annotation, molecular function: FAD binding; oxidoreductase activity. Lineage: Eukaryota; Metazoa; Chordata; Actinopteri; Semionotiformes; Lepisosteidae.
UACUGCAGUCUGGGACAGCUCAGGCAAGAUGGAACAGAGUUUGCUGUUACCGGUGGUGAUCGGGGCGGCUGUUGUUGCUUUCACCGUGCUGUACUUGUUCUUCCGAUCAGUGAGCUCAUACCACAAGAAGAGAGGAAAGAAAUCACCCGUUACAUUACAGGAUCCCUCUGCAAAAUAUGCAUUGCCUUUAAUAGAUAAAAAGGAAAUUAAUCACGAUACCAAGAGGUUCACAUUUGGCCUCCCAUCUCCAGAUCAUGUCCUUGGCCUGCCUAUAGGACAACAUGUGUAUCUGUCUGCUAAAGUGAAUGGAAAUCUGGUAAUCCGAGCCUACACACCAGUCUCAAGCGAUGAAGACAAGGGUUUUGUGGAUCUGGUUGUAAAGGUGUACUACAAAAACAUGCACAAAGAUUACCCUCAAGGAGGAAAAAUGUCCCAAUAUCUGGACAACAUGAACAUUGGAGAUACAGUGGAUUUCAGAGGCCCUAAUGGACUACUUGUAUAUAAAGGAAAAGGGAAGUUUGAAAUCCGUCCAGACAAAAAGUCAGAGGCAAAAGUGAAGCACAUUAAGAAUCUUGGAAUGAUAGCUGGAGGAACAGGAAUUACUCCAAUGUUGCAGCUAAUCCACCAAAUAACAGCUGACCCUGAAGACAAAACAAAGUGCUACCUACUUUUUGCAAAUCAGAGUGAAAAGGACAUCCUCCUGAGAGCAGAGCUGGAAGACGUGGCUCGGAAUCACGCUGAUCAGAUCAAGCUGUGGUACACCCUGGACAAAGCCCCGCAGGGUUGGAAGUAUGGCACUGGAUUCAUUAAUGCCGAAAUGAUUAAAAAUCAUCUGCCUCCUCCAGCAAAUGAUGUCCUAGUUUUAAUGUGUGGUCCACUACCCAUGAUUCAGUGUGCAUGCCAACCCAAUCUGACAAAACUGGGAUACAAGAUGGAGGACAUGUUUACUUACUGAGAAGCAGCCUUGAUCUCAUUGAGGAAAGUGUAUGACACAUAUUCUGUUUCACUUAUUAUUUCUUAUAAUAAGACAAAUUAUAAGAAAUGUGAAAUGACUUUCCUCACUCUUGAAGACAGUUAUGACUUUCUCUUUAUGGACUAAUAUAUGUUAAAAUAUAGGAAUCUGUGUUUGUAAUACCUUUUUAAGAAACCAAUACCAAUAAAGCUUAAUUAAAGAAUAACUGAAAACAGUUAAUCCAAUCUCAUUUUAUUACAUCAAAAAUAUUUAAUACUGUUAAUGUAACAUGAAAAUAUGCAGACACAGGAAUUAAACAGCUGUUGGGAAAAAAUAUUUGUAUAUUUGAACUACUUUAAUAUUUAAUUUCCUAGUUCCCAGUUAGAUAGAGCAUGAAAACAACAACAUCAGUAAUUAAAAGAGAAAAAAAGAUCUAAUAAGCAUGCAUUUUUUACUUUAUUAAACUGAAAUGUAGAAUAUUAGACAGGAUAUUAGAAGUGCUACUUUACAAGGAUUGAGCAUUGAUUAUAGGUGUUUAAGCAAUGCAUGUAAUAUAAUUAUAAAUAGCAAUUUGAUAGUAAGAGCAGAUUUAGAACCAUUUUACUUAAAACCCAUCUGCGUUAGACCCUCCAAUCUUAUGUUGCAUUUUAUAAUGUAUGAUAUUUUGUGUUACAGGUACAGAAAUGUAGCGGACAAUAUAAUUUGGAAAUCCUAAAAAACAUGAUGCCUGUUUAAUAAUGUUCAUGGUCAAUGGUUUUUUAAUUACAGGAGGCGCGUAAUUAACAGCUGUGUAUAUGAAAGUCCCACUCCCAGGUGUGCAAUAAGGUGUUACUUUAAAUUCAUUACCUUAAGAAAUUUCACACGGUCAUCACGCACUGUUUCCCUGUUACUUAUUAACUCCACACAUGACCUGUAGAAAAUGUAGGUAAACAUGAUUUUAUUUAUCUUAUUACCAUAAAAUUAUAAAUCUUUAAUACGUCACAACAAGUGUCUUCUUCAGAUCUCUUCUUUUCUCUCUUUUGAUGACAGUUGGCAAUUAGCAGUGUGACUUAGCGGGUGACUUAUUUUAAGUGAAGUGAGGUGAAAAUGUUUCCUCUUACACCUCAGAAGGAAUCUCAGGAGGAUUCAAAGGUAUUAAUAGUGCAGUGAAUCGUCAUGAGUUCUAUAAAGGAAAAUGUUGUUUUGGGGUAGUUUCAAUGUUCUCCACGAAUAUUGGAAAAAUAAUUGGUGUGUCUUAAAAAAUGUGGACAGGCUUAUGGCUUAAAAGCCUUGUAGCUGGACUGCCCAUGUGACUGAAGUCCUUUGUCCUGGAAAUUAUAUACUAUAAAUUACAUAAGGGUUUGCACGCGAUCUUUGGACUAAAAAUUCAGAUUGCAGUUGGUUGUAAAUCAGAAACCAGAAACAGAUCAAGUUCAAACAGUACAGGGAGAGACGUGUAAAAUAAGUUGUAAAUCUUCGAUUAGCGGGUUGUUGCUUGUAAUAAAAGGGUUUCCAAUCCAGGCACUUA